AUGUCGGCAACUCGAAUUCUAAGCCCUCGAGCUGUGGUACGGGCUUUGAUUGUGCUCGGAAUUGCCAUUUUCUACAAAGCAUAUGUACACAACAUCAUCUUUCUCAUAAUCGGUGUCGGCCGAGAUAUCCAAUCAAUUGACGAAUUCCCAUUGACCUGCACUCGCCUUGAGCACCCUCUCCUAGAAGCAUGUGAGGAUAUGUGGUUAGACGAUCAAGGACGCAAACUAUACGCAGCAUGCAGCACUAUAGAUUCUAGACAGGGAUGGAAUCCGAGUGGCAGCAAAUUCAACAUUUCCGCAAGAUCCCGCACAGAUCAUAUCGCAGUGUUGGAUAUUGACCGACCCGGCCCAGACGGAAUGUACGGCCUCCACAAGCUCAACCUUGGUGGUUUCCUUGGCGAUUUGGAUCUACAUGGAUUCAACGCGCGCAGUAUUGAAGGCAGACUUCGAUUCUGGUUGAUCAAUCACAGACCUCCAGUCCAUCCUACAACACGGGAGCUGCUUGAUUCCCCGAGCCUUGGAGCGAAUUCCACAAUUGAGAUAUUUGAUUUGGACGAUGCUUCAGAGACACUCGAGUAUGUCAAAACUAUAGCCAGCGAGGCGAUCAUCUCACCUAACGACUUGGCCGUUGACGAUGAUGGUCUGGGGUUCGUAAUUACCAAUGAUCGCAGCACCAAGGUUGGUGCUUUCGUGGAUUUGGGAAUGUUGAUUGGCUCAGGAAGUCUCACCUAUUGUCGAUCUGACACUGGAAAGUGCCAUGUCGCUGCCAACAAAGGGUUUUCCUUUGCUAAUGGCAUUGCGCAAGAGAAUGGGCUUUACUAUGUUGCUCAUUCAGUGACUGGAAUCGUGACAGUCCAUAAAUUAGUUGGCGACCAGCUGGUUCAAGUUGACAAAAUCUACACGGGAUACCCAAUAGAUAAUCUGUCGCUCGACGCAGAUGGGAACCUACUGGCUGCCGCAAUUCCGAAUGCUAUUGCGUUUAUGAAGUCUAUGGACGACCCACGCAGGGUUGUUGCCCCUGCUACCGUUCUCGCUAUUAAUGGAAUAGCCACUCAGUUGCGAACUCACAGCGGGAAGGAUUGUGAGGUCUCGAAGCUUGUGGAGGACAAAAACGCCAAAUGGCUUCCUACUUCGACUGUUGUGGUGCGCGAUGCUAAGUCGCAUCGCUUAUUCCUUGGGGGAGCUAUGUCACCAUUCAUCACGAUAUGUGAGCAGCGCAUUUAG
Penicillium vulpinum is the source of this 1224-nucleotide messenger RNA. RefSeq names its product SMP-30/gluconolactonase/LRE family protein. The record is from RefSeq and is a predicted model, not a curated record. Bases 1 to 1224 code for a protein of 407 amino acids. Lineage: Eukaryota; Fungi; Ascomycota; Eurotiomycetes; Eurotiales; Aspergillaceae. The transcript has a single exon.